Molecule: messenger RNA, 929 nt
Organism: Maniola jurtina (meadow brown)
Lineage: Eukaryota; Metazoa; Arthropoda; Insecta; Lepidoptera; Nymphalidae
Product: probable salivary secreted peptide
Exons: 2
Coding region: 81-413 (110 amino acids)
Source: RefSeq, a predicted model, not a curated record
GUACAUUCAUUUAUUUCAUACAUCAUCAGUCCAAAGCCACACGUCUCAGAGUUAACGCGUUUGACCGCCACUCUAUAAUAAUGAAGUCUGUUUACAUUUUCUUAGUAGUUUUCACCUCAUGUGUUUACGUUAGCUACUGUAAGGAUCUUAUCGUUGGAACGAGUUUCAACAACAGAUUGAUAUGGCAACAGAAGGCUGAAUACAACAGUAUCCCUUUCAAGAAGAGGGUCAAGGAAGUUUUCUUUUCUGAUCCUGGACAACAGAUUAUCAAGGGAGUAAUAGCGAGAGACCUAGAUCACACCGAGGCCGAAGCAACCAUCACCGCUGGAGGCGUCGGCCAAUCAUAUGCCAACAUAAGAUUGAAGAGCGAGCGAGGCUCCGGCCUGAAUUACCAGAUAGAAGUCUAUGUAUAAACUGAGACUAACUGAAAAGCAUUAAAAUUUAAAACUCGACAUGCUUCGAAGAAAGUUAUACCUACAAUAAAAAAGUACAUAAUAAAAACAAUUUUCUUCAUUUUCAAAGGCAGGGCAGUUUAAGAACUUACAAAAAAUCAUAAAGGUAUUCGUAUUUAAUUAAAAGUUACAUGAUGUAAAUAUAAACCAAUAGGAAAUCUAAAAUGUCAUGUAACUAUGACAAAGUCAUAUCUAUUGUUGUGUGUGCACAUAAAAAAAGUUUAAUUAAUUAUUCCACGCUGUGGAUGUAAAAAGUUGUAGGUAUCUACCUACGUCAUGAUAAACAUAAAAUCGAACAAAGCGGCAAUGGCUCAAUGAAUUCGUUAUUGGUGUUCAGGUUGCUAUUCUUUGGAUACCUAGUUACAUUAAAUAGUAAUCAAAUAUUAAUUAAGAGCCGGAAAAAGGAGGCAUUGUAUUUGUUAGCGUAAAUUCAUUCAACAUUAUUUAAUAUGAAUAAAAUAUAUUUUACACCAUUUA